AUGUCGCUUGCCCAAUCAAUUAGAGUCAACAAGCCUCCCACGAUAUUUUCAACGAUACUCUCUGGUCUAACUCAAGCUGCCAGUGAGCCUCUCGUCACUGGUGGACUUCUGUGCCUGUUGACUCGCGGUAGUACGCAGCUUCGCGCGCAGCUCCUCGCACCUUUCGGAAUCACUUCGUCUCUCUUUGCCAAUGAUCCUGAGAGCAUCGCUAGGCUUGCGGCAGUAGUCACAGCUCUCAAAGUACUCACUACAGCGGGUGUCCUGCGUCGUAUCAACGAGGCUUUGAACCGUCUAGCAUGGAACAACUGGAGAUUAAAAAGAUCAGGCGCUGACUGGCAAUUCGGGCCAGAGAAGAAAGAGGUGAUACUUAUCACAGGUGCAAGCAGCGGCUUUGGUUACCUGAUGGCUAUGGAAUUGUCCAAACAUGCGCGGAUCAUCGCGUUAAACAGGUCGCCGCUACCCGCAGAUCUGGAGGCGCUGCCGGAUGUUCACUUCUAUCAGUGCGACGUCGGCGACAUAUCGGCACUUGAAACCGUGUGCGAACAAGUCAAGAAGGACUUCGGAACGAUCAGCGUGCUGAUAAACAAUGCUGGAUAUGGAAUUGGCAAAACAGUGCUCGAGACAACCAACGCUGAGGAUGAGAGGCUGUUUCGAGUUAACCUCUUAUCACAGAUGGUUCUCAUACGCGCUUUCCUUCCAGCUAUGCUCGCACAGGAGAAAGGCCAUGUCGUUUCCAUAGCCUCCAUGGCAUCUUUUGUCGUCCCCCCUAAUAUGGUCAACUACUGUAUCUCGAAGAUCGGUGCCUUGUACCUUACUGAGGGUCUUCGGGCUGAAUGUCUCACACGCUAUCCUGGUGGUUCAUUUAUCUGUAACACCUCUAUCCACCCGGGAUGGCACAAGACCGGGAUAGACAAGGACGGCAUGCUAGCGAAGUUGGGUAUCAUAGAAGACCCGCCGGAGCCGGUGAUAGAUGCGGUGGUAGACCAGGUUUUGAACGGCAAAAGCGGCAUGAUCUGUAUCCCAAAGCAUCAUCAGCGAGAUUCGCUGCUUCGAUUCUGGCCGAGAUGGGCGCAGGAUCUCAAGUUCGGGCUGGUAGGCUCAGGGGAAUAA
Molecule: messenger RNA, 1110 nt
Organism: Alternaria alternata
Lineage: Eukaryota; Fungi; Ascomycota; Dothideomycetes; Pleosporales; Pleosporaceae
Product: NAD(P)-binding protein
Exons: 2
Coding region: 1-1110 (369 amino acids)
Molecular function (GO): oxidoreductase activity, acting on the CH-OH group of donors, NAD or NADP as acceptor
Source: RefSeq, a predicted model, not a curated record